Sparassis crispa is the source of this 1665-nucleotide messenger RNA. RefSeq lists its product as hypothetical. The transcript has 3 exons. The record is from RefSeq and is a predicted model, not a curated record. The coding region runs from base 1 to 1665 and encodes 554 amino acids. NCBI's taxonomy places the organism in Eukaryota, Fungi, Basidiomycota, Agaricomycetes, Polyporales, Sparassidaceae.
AUGGCUGCUCCGACUACCCACGCUGAAGGUUUACCUUCGGACAUGAUGCACUACACCACCCGGGAUAACAACAUCGUUGAAGUUCCUGCACGUGCGGUGCGUGAGCCACUACCAGACGCCACAGAAACCGGUGCUCUGGUUGACCGACACAUGGAAGGAAAGUUCUAUCUUGACAUCGAGGGGGCAUCCAGUGUUGAGGAGGCGUGCGCCAUAUUGAAGGAAGAUAUAGAAGCGACGCGCCGCCUGGUAUGCGGCGUCAUGCAGAACCAGCGGGACCUGUUGGAGCGCGUGAACGAGAUUCAACAGAAACUUGGAUCGCAAAUGAAGGAGCUCUUCGAGACGAAUGACGGGUUGGUAAAUCUCAUCGUGAAUGCCUAUCAGGACUCGUCAGUACUGGAAACAAAACUGAAGAAGUUGCUUCCCAUGGUGGUCAAUCUGAGGACGAUGGUGGAAGAGCUGGGGAACCCAGCCAUGGCUGGCACCGUCUUGCUGCCUACGAUCCCCGUCCCUCGCCCUCCUACUCUUGCUUCCUGCACAGGGCCUUUCCAAGCACUACCGAAUCCCUCAGGGAAAGAAAUAAACCUCAUCGCUCUCUUCCGUACGAUUGGCACGUCUCGAAGCAUGGACGUGAAGCCCAAUCUGCAGCAUGAGGCUGUGCAGGCUAAGGCUGCUGCAGGAAGAUUAUCUCCACCCCCAUCCACGAGCCCAGAAUUUCCACUGCCGGCCAUCCCUACCAAGCCUAGGCCAGAAACAGGGGUGGAUGUUGACAAACCAGUCCGUAUGCCAUUCACACCACAGGUCCAGGAUGUCGCCAAUGCAUUUUGUGCCAUGCGCUCAGCGGUCCCUGUGAUGUUGCGCAACAGGGAAAACUUGGAAUCUCACUUGAAUGCAUUUGUUACGAAUGUCAAGAAUAUGCAGGACCGCAUCUGGUUCGACCAAGACGGACUUGUUGGGCACGCCGCGAGUAUUGGCUAUUCUCUGCGGAAAACGAAUGUAAAAAUGCAGCACCUAGAAGAGCACAUGUCUCACCUGGUCCCUCCAGAAGGGCUACCCGAGCCAUACGCUAGCGAGCCGCAGUCUGAGAUGUGUUCAGUUACGAUCGGGCUGGAAUACGACAAGCCCGUGGCAGAGAUGUCUGAAGAGGAGGCAAAGGCUGUCCUAGAGAAGCUCCCGCUUACCGUCAUUUUCGAUCACCGCAACGUAGCGAACAGCUCCUCCGGGGAGGAAAGAUCUCUAGCCAGUGGUGCACCAGCAGGUCCAUCUAUAGACGAUCGUGGUCCAGCGGCUGCAUCGUCAUCGCGCACGAGCGAGCAAGCCGCUGUUGACAGCCGACCAGACGCUUAUUCCGACCACCCAAGAGAACAAAGUUCGGGCGCUGCGAUGGCUGAGGCAAGGCCGAGUCGUUCGAUCAAAGCCAAGGGAAAGGAGCGUGCGGACGAGCCAGAGGAAAUGCGAGAAACGGCUGUGAAAAGUCAAGACGUUGAGAUCGCUGGGGGCGUUCAGAACGCUGCGAUAACUGGAAACAGUCAGAAUAUGGAGACAGCGGGAGACGUUGUGACCAAGGAUAAGAAGGGGAAAAAGCGUGAUAGAGAGCAGGUGGACGAGGGUGGCGCUAAGGGUGAAGGUCGGAGCACCAGGAAGAGAAGAAGAAAACAUGGGUUCUGA